UUCUGGAGCCUUCUUCUCGACCAUCCGUCCCCACCUAGCCGCCCUUAUAUGCUCCACCCCAUUAACCCAAAGCCAGCGGAAUUCCUUCGGUCGCGACGCAUUUAGAGUUCUUGGCUCUCGCUUUUUGAUCGAGAUCGGUCUAGGUUUUCGUCGGCGGAGUUGGGGGUUCUUGGUCUCCGUUUCUGCGGCUUUGGAUCGAGAUAUUCGUGAGGAUUUUUGGGUGAUAGAAGAUGUUCGGAAGGGCGCCGAAGAAAAGCGACAACACGAGGUACUAUGAGAUCCUCGGGGUGUCGAAGAACGCGUCGCAGGAGGACCUGAAGAAAGCCUACCGGAAAGCCGCGAUCAAGAACCAUCCCGACAAGGGAGGCGACCCCGAGAAGUUCAAGGAGUUGGCCCAGGCUUAUGAGGUUCUGAGUGAUCCUGAGAAGCGUGAGAUCUAUGAUCAAUAUGGUGAGGAUGCCCUCAAGGAAGGAAUGGGUGGUGGCGGCGGCCACGACCCAUUUGAUAUCUUCCAAUCUUUCUUUGGUGGAAACCCCUUUGGAGGUGGAAGCAGCCGGGGCCGAAGACAGAGGAGGGGAGAAGAUGUGAUCCAUCCUCUCAAGGUUUCCUUGGAAGACCUGUACAAUGGCACAUCAAAGAAGCUUUCUCUUUCCCGAAAUGUCAUCUGCCAGAAGUGCAAAGGUAAGGGCUCAAAAUCUGGUGCUUCGAUGACAUGCCCUGGCUGUCAGGGUUCAGGUAUGAAGGUCUCAAUUCGUCAGCUGGGACCUUCCAUGAUUCAACAAAUGCAGCAUCCAUGCAAUGAGUGCAAGGGAACUGGAGAGACCAUCAAUGAGAAGGAUAGGUGCCCACAGUGCAAAGGUGAGAAGGUUGUGCAGGAGAAAAAAGUCCUGGAGGUUGUGGUCGAGAAGGGUAUGCAGAAUGGCCAGAAGAUAACUUUCCCUGGAGAGGCGGAUGAAGCGCCUGAUACAGUUACAGGAGACAUUGUGUUUGUGCUCCAACAGAAGGAUCAUCCCAAGUUCAAAAGAAAGGGUGAUGAUCUCUUUUUCGAGCACACGCUGUCUCUCACUGAGGCCCUAUGUGGCUUCCAAUUUGUCUUGACUCAUUUGGAUAACAGGCAGUUGCUUAUCAAGUCGAACCCUGGUGAAGUUGUUAAGCCUGAUCAAUUCAAGGCCAUAAAUGAUGAAGGCAUGCCGAUGUAUCAGAGGCCGUUCAUGAGGGGAAAACUCUACAUCCAUUUUACAGUUGAUUUCCCAGAUUCACUGACGCUUGAGCAGUGCAAAGCUCUUGAAGCUGUGCUUCCUCCAAAGCCUGUUUCUCAGCUGACGGACAUGGAGCUGGAUGAGUGUGAGGAGACUACUCUUCAUGAUGUUAACAUUGAAGAGGAGAUGAGGAGGAAGCAGGCCCAGGCUCAGGAGGCAUACGAGGAGGAUGAGGAUGUUCAUGGUGGUGCCCAGAGGGUGCAGUGCGCUCAACAAUGAGUGGGAGUAGGCUUUAUAGUUCGACAUCAAGAUCACAGUCUAAUUUCGGUGGCUAUAAUUGUAGGCACUGCUCUCUAUUUGCUGAUGUGGUGGUAUUCAUCUUGCUGUGGUAAUUAUACAGUCAACUGGUGUAUCCAGCUUACGUGUUUAAUGCUUUCAUCGUUACUCUUUUCUUCGAAUGCUUUUUAAAUACUGUGGGUCUGUUUUCAAAAUUAUCUGCAUUUUGAUGACUACGAAAGUUGUGAUGAAUCCCUUUUAUC
This is a messenger RNA of Elaeis guineensis (African oil palm), 1738 nucleotides long. RefSeq names its product dnaJ protein homolog. The record is from RefSeq and is a predicted model, not a curated record. Gene Ontology annotation, molecular function: Hsp70 protein binding; ATP binding. Lineage: Eukaryota; Viridiplantae; Streptophyta; Magnoliopsida; Arecales; Arecaceae. Gene Ontology annotation, biological process: response to heat; protein folding.